AUCUUUGAUCUGUUAGAAUGGGAUAUGAAAGAUGAAGGAUGGGUGAGACCGAAAACUGGUUCAUUAGAAAAAUGGUCAAAAAGUAUUCUUCUGUUAAAUUCGAUUCUUACAGUUGAGAAAGGAAAACCUGGGUCUCACAAAGAACUAGGAUGGCAGCGGUUUACUGAUAAUGUUCUGAAACUGGUUGGAAAUAAGCCAGAAAUUGUGACCAUCUUAUGGGGAAAAUAUGCAAAGGAGAAAGCGAACAUUGUUAGAAGAGGUCAUGUGAUCAAAAGUGGCCAUCCAUCACCAUUGAACAGGGAACGAUCAUUUGAUAACUCAAGAUGUUUCUCAUUAGCCAAUGAAUAUCUUAGAAAGAUAAAUAAACCAGAAAUCGAUUGGAGCUUAUGA
Dentiscutata erythropus is the source of this 390-nucleotide messenger RNA. NCBI's taxonomy places the organism in Eukaryota, Fungi, Glomeromycota, Glomeromycetes, Diversisporales, Gigasporaceae. The record is from the annotation of a GenBank genome assembly.